This is a messenger RNA of Fusarium poae, 1857 nucleotides long. RefSeq lists its product as uncharacterized. Lineage: Eukaryota; Fungi; Ascomycota; Sordariomycetes; Hypocreales; Nectriaceae. Gene Ontology annotation, molecular function: DNA binding; DNA-binding transcription factor activity, RNA polymerase II-specific; zinc ion binding. The coding region runs from base 1 to 1857 and encodes 618 amino acids. The record is from RefSeq and is a predicted model, not a curated record. The transcript is spliced from 5 exons. Gene Ontology annotation, biological process: DNA-templated transcription; regulation of DNA-templated transcription.
AUGCCGGUUAAGAGAGCAUGUGAUGUGUGCUUCAAACGAAAGAUUCAAUGUAUAAGAACUAACCCCAAUCUACCAUGCGAAUGGUGCUCCGAUCAUAACCUGGAGUGUGCGCUUCGACGAGAAGCACAGAGAAAGAAGCCAGAUGACAUUCCAUCAAUCCUGAAUCAUGUACACGCACUCACUCGUCGAGUCACAGAACUCGAAACCACAGUCGAACAACUUCGUUCGGCAGUGAAUGGUACUGCACCAGUAUUUCAGAGUCAAAACACGCCUUUAUCAUUACCUGGAACGGUAAAUACGCAGGCAACUCCCCUCUCGCCACAGCCUCGCCAUGAUGGGAGUACUGCCCAAUAUCAAUAUCGUGCCUUUCUAGGCCAACACUGGUACUUCAAAGGAGUGCCAUUGUUUUCAGAAAAAGGAACUGACUGGAUGUCAUCCAAGAUCGGUCAAAAACCAAACCUAGGGAAUUUCCGUCUUUUCGGGUCACUCUCUUUCCCACACAGUCCUUUCCAACCGCGUGCUGAACUACCCGAGCGAGAGGUAACGAAUGAAUUGCUCGAUUCUUGGCUGUCAUCAGACUGGCAGCGGGUGUAUCCGAUACUUGACCCGUCAUUUGUGUUGGGGACUAUUGAAGCUGCAUAUACACUGCCAAGGAGUCAUGAUACUAUUCAUAGACAAAGAACAGCCGAAGCAUGUGUACUUGCAGCGUUGGCUCUUUUCUCGCGAGCAAGCGAAUUCGAUGUCCCGCAACUGUUUGAGGGCGAUGUUUAUGCCAGUACCGCGCACAGCUAUCUGACGCAGGUAUCUGAAGGUAGCAACUUGGAAACAUUGGAAGCUUUUCUUAUGCUGGCACUCUAUAAGACUCUUUCCGGCCAAUGGGAAGAUGCUAACAAACUUCAUUCGUCGGCCUGCCGUAUUGUCUAUGAGCUGAAAGGCUACUGUUUUUACGACACAUUUACAGAACAACCAUCUGAACAACAUACCCAACAAAAGCACAUCCGAGAUCUGUUCUGGUUAUGUUAUAUUUUUGACAAAGACCUUUCAAUUAGAUUUGGCCGCCCUCCUCUCCUCCCUAGCAGUUAUUGUGACUUGACAUUACCAGAGGGACUAGAUAGGAUAUACGACAGUCAGUCUCUUGACCGAGAGGCUUUCGUUCACUUCCCUCAAGACCUUGAGCUCACUCAGAUAAAAGAGAGGCUAUGCCUUUUUCUGUGUUCUCUCGAAAACCCGAAUCUGGCUGAUGGUACAAUCCUGUUCCACUUGCGGCAGCUGGAUAUUGAUCUCGAGACAUGGCGCCUGAACAUUCCAGUAGACUUCAGACCUAAAUUGUCAUUGUCGGCCGAUCAGCCAAUUCAAACGAAAAUGUCCUAUCUCCAAAGAUGGAGACACAGGUAUCUGCAGUUGGAAUACAACUAUAUGACAAUCAUCAUUCACACGGCCGUACGAAGAUGCGGCGCGGCCUAUGCUGUAGAUGAGAGUCUACCUGAUGAUUUGCAUAGUGUUUAUCAUUCAAGCAGCGAUAUAUCCCUUGAAGCUAGUCGCACGAUCUUGCAGAUUUUCAAAGAUCAAGAUAUGCUACUAGAACGAAAUGCUUUCGGGCAUAUCGCUUUUCACCCACCCAUAGCCGCCUUGGCAUUAUUCUUGAACAUCUUGAUCCAUCCUCUCGACAGAGAGGCACAGACGGACUUGGAUAUCCUAGCAUCAUCAACCACAAUCUUCCAAAACUACUCAUCAACUACAAUGACAGAAUUGGAUCUUGAAAGUGUGCAGGAAUUGAGCCGAUUCGUGUCAGAAUUGGUACACCUUGGCAAAAGCGCCAUACUAAAGGCAAAACAAGAAAACAAAGCCACAGAGUAA